Molecule: messenger RNA, 712 nt
Organism: Coccinella septempunctata (seven-spotted ladybird)
Lineage: Eukaryota; Metazoa; Arthropoda; Insecta; Coleoptera; Coccinellidae
Exons: 4
Coding region: 184-651 (155 amino acids)
Source: RefSeq, a predicted model, not a curated record
GGCUCUCCAAUUCUUUGGAGAUUCUGUGAGAGACGUGGGAUGAUUGCCCCACUGGCGCCCGAGCAACCGUAAGGAGCGGCCAGAGUACGAAAAGUUUGUCACAAACUAUCACAGAUUAACUUGAAAAUUUCAUUAGUCUAUGGACUCAUCCGCCAAAUAUUGCGAAAACUGUCGCUGUUUGAGAUGGCAGUCACUGAAUUAAAAUGUAAGGUGGAAACGAUGGGACAAACAGAAACAAUUGAACCUGAUGAAGACAUAUGGGGGGAAUUCAAUUUACCCUUAAUAAGUAAUGAGAAAUUGUCGGAAUUCGAGAUUUUUCUCAAGGUGGAAGACAAUAUGAAAAAAUCCGUUAAACAACUCUCCAAAGUGGGCGGUGAUACCCCAUAUGAAUUCUGUAGAAGGGCACUGGCUACAUUAUUGUCGAAUAAAUUAGCCAGUGAAUACAGCUGGAUAGGCCUGAAGAAAAAGCUGGUGUUUUCAAAAACAUUGGUUGCAGAUCUUAUAAUGAGAUCUGCUCAGCUAAAUGGAAAAACCAGAGAUUCCCCUCUUAAGGAAAUAGAGGACGCAAUAAAAAAGUUUCGAGGAGGGCCAAGGAGAGAUCUGUGGCAGAGGAAAGAAAGAGCCAAAUUUAAUAUCUUUUUUUUGUUCUAGUUUUUGUUGCUGUUUUAGCAAAGUUAUAUAAAAUGAGUGCAAUAUACAUGAUUUUAUGUUU